UUUGCUAAACUGAAACCCUAGGGUUUUUAGUGAUCCGCCAAAUCGAAGGGAGAGCUUCUCACGCUGUGUUCCUCCUCUCUUCAAUCUUUCGCUUCUGUUUCAGAUCUUGAAGAUGUAUACUUCAAGGAAGAAGAUCCACAAAGAUAAGGAUGCCGAACCAACAGAAUUCGAGGAGUCGGUUGCCCAGGCAUUCGUUGAUUUAGAGAAUAUCAACCAGGAUCUGAAAAGUGAACUCAAAGAUCUCUACAUUAAUUCAGCAGUUCAAAUUGAUGUCUCUGGGAGCCGGAAGGCUGUUGUUAUCCAUGUCCCAUACAGAUUGAGGAAGGCUUUUCGCAAGAUUCAUGUUAAGCUUGUGAGGGAACUUGAGAAGAAGUUCAGUGGGAAGGAUGUGAUUCUUAUUGCCACCCGAAGGAUAUUGAGGCCUCCAAAGAAAGGUUCUGCUGUUCAGAGGCCACGUACCCGCACAUUGACUGCUGUGCAUGAGGCAAUGCUAGAGGAUAUUGUCUUACCUGCAGAGAUUGUCGGAAAGCGCAUUAGAUACAGAAUUGAUGGAUCAAAGAUAAUGAAGGUCUUUUUGGACCCCAAGGAACGAAACAACACUGAGUAUAAACUUGAGACCUUUGCUGCAGUUUACCGGAAGCUUGCUGGCAAAGACGUUGUGUUUGAGUACCCAGUCACAGAGGCAUAGAGAACUCCUUUUUAAGUGUUGUGGCACCAUCUGUUCCGUUUUUGUUCCCCAAAAACUGCUUUUGGUGGGGAGUAGUUAAAAUUUUGACAUUUAUGAGUUGCUAAGCAAGCAGUAAAGUGUCAUGAUGAUGAAUUUAUUUCCUUUAUAUGACGUAUUUUGUGUUAUGUGGUAUUGCAUUUAAUGAUGUAGGAUUAUGGGUUUUAAAGGUUAUUUGUUGGUUCAUAGAUUUACUUA
Theobroma cacao (cacao) is the source of this 922-nucleotide messenger RNA. Its product is annotated as Ribosomal protein S7e family protein. Gene Ontology annotation, cellular component: ribosome; 90S preribosome; small-subunit processome. Gene Ontology annotation, biological process: ribosomal small subunit biogenesis; translation; rRNA processing. Lineage: Eukaryota; Viridiplantae; Streptophyta; Magnoliopsida; Malvales; Malvaceae. The record is from RefSeq and is a predicted model, not a curated record. Gene Ontology annotation, molecular function: structural constituent of ribosome.